Symbiodinium necroappetens is the source of this 2790-nucleotide messenger RNA. NCBI's taxonomy places the organism in Eukaryota, Dinophyceae, Suessiales, Symbiodiniaceae. The record is from the annotation of a GenBank genome assembly.
AUGCUUGCUCCGUCGCCAUGGCCAGGCGGUGCUCCAGGUGGAAGCUUUCGCUUCUCGCCAUCACCGGCCCCACCAGCUGUUGCACAAUGCGGACCCGCCUUAGUGCCAGGUCUGCGUGUGGAGGCUGAGUGGGUUCCUGGACGAUGGCAUUGCGGACAGGAGAGAGCUGUGGCGCCUGAUGGAGCCGUGACAAUUCGCUAUGACGAUGGGUAUCUGCAGAAAAAUGUUGCUCACGGGAAGGUUCGUGCUGCUGCCAACGGACCUGCCAUUGCGUCAGGGCCUCUUCGUGCGGGUGUCCCGCCACCACCACCACCUGCUGUGUACCCUUGGCCAGAGGACGGAACAGCGAAACCAGGUGAGCAAGUGUACGUUGGUGAAGACGAAGAUCCAUGCACCAAGAAGUUCCGGAAGCGGCUGUCCAUUGCCGUGGACAAGGGCCGCACAGAGGAGGUGCAGGCUUUGCUCCUCGAUGCCCACAAAGUCGGCCUGCAGGGCCCGGAGGUGCGCUGGGCUCGCGACGUCCUGCUUGCUGCCGAGGCCGCCGAGUUCCGGAAGAGUGCUGUGAUGCUGGUGGAGGACGCCGUGGAGUCCGGCGACUACUGGAAGCUGCAGGCGGCAAUGCAAGCUGCGGUUGGCUGUGGUUUGGGCGCAGAGCAGGCACCCCCGCUGAAGCAAGCGAUGCGUACUCACAAAGCUCGUUCCGAGGCAUCCAGAGAGCUGCGGAAAGCAGCUCAGAUCCGAGAUGUCCCACGACUGCGAACUGCCAUUGAGGGGGCUCUGAAGGUCCACUUGGAAGAGGAUGUCGUAAAGCGAGCCCGCGCAACUCUUCGAGCUCUGCAGGCCAGGGAAGCUGCCCGAAAGGAGCUACGGCGAGCUGCCGAAGCCAAGGAUAUGACUCGACUGAAAGCUGCCAUCAUCGCUGCCGAAAAAAGCUUCCAGGAGAAGGUUCCCGAGAUGUGCGGGGAUGACCCCAAGGAGAAGCAAGAGUUGGAUGCAGCACGAGCAGCUCUGCGCACGCAUGCCACGAGCAGGCUGUCAAGACUGGCAGAUGCAGAAGACAUCGAAAGCCUCGGAAAAGGUCUUCAGGAACUUUCUGGCCAUGGAGUUCCGGCAGAAGAGUGGCAGCAGUUCGAACAGAGGCACUCUCAGCUGAAGACGCGCCAGCGGUGCCAAGAUAAAUUGGCACAAGCGACGAAGGCCAGAGACAAGGAUGCAAUCCUGGCUGCUAUGGAAGAUGCCAAGGUCGUGUUGGAGCAGAACUCAGAAGUCAUCGAGAUUGCCCAGAAGACGGUGUCCAUGCUCGAGGCGGAGGAGACCAUGGCCAAGACGCGUGCCGAGGUGGCAGAGGAGUUGACUCGCUCCGUGCACGGGGAGGAUCAGCGGCGGUUGAUUGCAGCUCUUACAGCCGCCGAUGCAGCAGGUUUCACCUCUUCGGAGGUUGCAUUUGCACGGGAGCGCCUGCGGCGACUGCGAGCUCGAGUUGGUGCGGCGCAAGAGCUGCGGGAAGCGGCACAUUCAGCAGACAUGUACAGGCAAGAGAUGCCGCAAGUCGUGCUUUUGAUGCCGCGCUCUGUGUUGUCAGGCCGUCACAGAGAUGUCCUGCAGGACCACCGCAGAGUCGUGGGGCAUGUGCAGCGGGGCCUGCAGCAAGAGCCAGCCGGAAGCGCUGGUGCUCUGGCAGAUUUCGUUGGACAGAGGAUCUAUUUCACAAAUGGCAACGCGCCGUGCCCCCUCGGCUCUCAGCCAAUCGUGGAUGCGAUGAGCUGCAUUGAGGGGGCUGACGAGACGAUUGAUGUGCCCAGCGUUUGUGGAGGCACGCUUUUAAGUGAAUGUGUUCAGCGCAGAAACGAGUCGCUGCUACCCAAAGGGUGUUUCACAUUGGAAUAUCUUGGCGUUGUCUCGCUGGUGCUCAAUCCUGGAGGAGGGGAGACGCUGACGUGUCAGCAGCCUGCCUUCUGCGAUAAUAUCUGUGUGAAGCUGCCGCCUGAGCCGCCGACAACUACGCUGCCUGUCACUGUGACGCACAGCACCAUGACUUACACAGCCACCACUUCAAUUUCGACAACUUCUACCAGGACAACAUCAAGCCAAACACAGACAUCUACAGGGACGCUCACGAGAAGCUCCACAUCCACGAUGAGUACAACUCUCACGGUGACCUCAGUCACAGGUACGAGGACCUCAACAACAACGUUUUCAGUGACGAGCAGCACAACGUUCUCACUCAGCACAAGCAGCACAACCAACACUGUACACACGACUGAAGUCAUUGGUCUGGACUCGAAUUCCAGCGGUUGUUGGAAUUGCUCGGACUGGGACUACACAACCACCACCACCACUGUCACCACGACCAGCACCGCCUUCACAAGAGCCACCACCAAGCCAAAGCGUGAUUGCCUGGAUUGCAAUGAGACUGGUGACAGCGGCUCCAGGGACCUUGUUGGAAGAAAACCUGCCCGACAGGCACCGACCAGUUAUCAGCUCUCGACUGCAGCCCCGUUGGGCAAGCAGGUGCCAUCCACAACUGUGACAACUACAACUGUGACCACUACUGCUUUGUCAGAUGGGGAAGAUUCAGAUGCAAUCUCUUCGACUGGUGAUCAGAUCAAUGCUGACUCCGAUGACAGCGAUGCAACACCCAGAGGCGACCAGACGGAGCACGGGCAUCAGCCUCAAGUGAAAACCUCCCCAAGCAACUCUCCCAGGAGCAACGAAGUAGCGACACCUUCCACCCACAACGCAUCUCCAUCUCGACACCUCCGAGCAUCGCUGAAGCGCAAGAGUGACUAA